Molecule: messenger RNA, 522 nt
Organism: Microsporum canis CBS 113480
Lineage: Eukaryota; Fungi; Ascomycota; Eurotiomycetes; Onygenales; Arthrodermataceae
Exons: 2
Coding region: 1-522 (173 amino acids)
Source: RefSeq, a predicted model, not a curated record
AUGGCCCAACUCUUCUUUCAGUGUAUAAAAGGCCCAAACAAUGCCAGGAAUGACAUCCACAGUUUCCAUCUUCCCUCCCGUUAUCUACAAUCCCCUACGUUAGACAAACGAUACAAGUCCACCCGAAUAACCAUUACGAUGGCUCGGGCCAUGUUGGAGUCUUUGCAGUCGUUGGAGAAGUGGGUGACCGCUGCGUCCAGUCGAAUGAUUAAACUAGCCAAAGGAAAUGGCACCCCAGGCACUCGAGCUGCCCCUACGCAAUCGGGGAAUAACGAUGCGAGCAUUGGAAGCAGGCUUGAUGUUGGAGAUACGUUUACGAAGGAUGACAUAGAAUAUCGUCGUUAUCAUUGGCAACUCAACCGUAAUGCCGCGAAUUCAACUAUUCGACAAAAGGCACAGAAAGACAGCCACAAGGUGUGGUCCUUCGCAGAUGUCGAGAUCAAAAAAGACCCAACCAAGGAUGAUGCAAAAGAUACUGCGCAGAAAUUGUUUGGAGACCUGAAAGCUAACAUGGAUGAGUAG